ACCAUAAAAAAAUUAGAAUCUACUAUUAAAAAAUGAGGACACGGAUUUUGCUUACGAAAUUAAAUAUAUUAACAGCGAAACUUUGGAAGUCCAAGAAAAAAUGAUCGAAAUUGUAUAUAGCAAUGAUGAAGCUUUGGAAGUUAAAGAAGAAAUUUUCGAAGAUCAGGAGACUACAAGGCGAAAUUAUAACCAACAAGAUGAGUCGAACUGUUGUACCAUAGAUGUAAACGAAACGGAAACACAACCCGAGAAGACGUACAAAUGCAAAAAGUGUGCCCGAAACUAUAAAUGGAAAAAGACUUUAAUCCACCAUCAAAAAUUCGAAUGUUAUAUGGGACCACAAUUCAGUUGCAAAUUUUGCGGCCAAAGAUUUAAAGAGAAUAGAAGCCUGAAGACCCAUAUAGAUCGGGUGAAUCACAAGAUAAGCUCAAAUAGAUCGAUAUUAAAGCACAAAUGCGACAGAUGUCUUCGAAGUUACAAUUGGUUUUAUGAUUUGACUCGACAUAAACGUUUUAAGCACGCAGCAGUCAUGCCGCAAUUGUCUUGCAAUUUUUGCGAAUAUAAAUCGAAUCGAAAAGCUACCUUGUCAGGACAUAUUACUAAACGCCAUUUAAACUUAUAUUAUCUUUAAACCGUUAUACUAAAUGCUUGUAUAUAUU
Molecule: messenger RNA, 659 nt
Organism: Belonocnema kinseyi
Lineage: Eukaryota; Metazoa; Arthropoda; Insecta; Hymenoptera; Cynipidae
Product: zinc finger protein 678-like
Exons: 2
Coding region: 101-631 (176 amino acids)
Biological process (GO): regulation of transcription by RNA polymerase II
Cellular component (GO): nucleus
Molecular function (GO): RNA polymerase II cis-regulatory region sequence-specific DNA binding; DNA-binding transcription activator activity, RNA polymerase II-specific
Source: RefSeq, a predicted model, not a curated record